UCUCCUAAUUUACACGUGAUUCGUGUUCGAUCUGAAAGAAACGUUUGUAAUUAUCUUGCAAUAUCCUCGUAUGAUUAAAGAAUCAAUUGAGCAGUCUACUUCACUGAUAAUAAACACCACUCAUUUGAUCUAAUCAGAAGAGGAAACAUAAAAAGUGAGAAAGUCCUUGGCAUGUCGAUUUUACUUGCACUGUCUAAUAUCCCCACCAAAAAGGCAGAAGGGUUCCACAGUUUAAGUUCUUUCCGAUCCAGCUGUGUUUGAUCACUCAUUCUAUUGUCCUCAAACAUGAUAUCUUCUCACUCAUUUUCCACCUUAAAUGUUUGUGGUCACAAUUCUAUAACUCGUUAUUUCCAUAUCCCAAAGUCUAGUAGAAGUUCAUACUUCUUCAGCCUAAGAAAGCAUUCAUUUGAGCAAACAAAGCUCAAAUUCUGCAAUUUGAGAGCUAAAUAUGGAGUCAAAAGGGUUAUGUGCUCAUCUAGCAAUGAUCAUCAGGAGCCCAAAGCUCCAACUCCUCAAAAAUCUGAUAUGCCCGAUUGGAAAAAAUGGACUGUUGGGAUUGUGUUUUCCAUAAUUCUACCUGCAGUUGGACACAAAAUGGGACCUUUAAUGCUUCUCAAAAGCAAGGUGGAUAUGGUCAUACAAAAAGUGGACGAAGUGACAGAGGUGGUGGAAGACAUAGCUGAAGCAGCAGUAGAUGUUGUAGAAACAGUAGAGGAGAAGCUUCCUGAAGAUUCAAAGCUCAGGGAAGAGGUUCAUACUAUCAAGGAUCUAGCUGAAAAAGCCGUUGAAAAAGCAAAACAAGCUGAUGAGCUUCUUGACCAGAUAAAGGAUGUUGAGGAUAAAUUUAUGGAAUCGCUUAGAGGACCUGAACGCAAUGAAGCAGAAAAAGAACCAAGCAACAAAGACGUGGAUCGGUCCGUCAAGGCAUAAUUGUGCAAAGUUGGCUUCACUUAGGCUCUGUUUGUUUGGACUGAAAAUCUUUUCCAGAAAAUAUUUUCUUCAAUUUCUGGUGUUUGGCUGCAAAAGAGGUCAGGAAAAUUUUUUCCAGUAGAAAAUCUUUUACAUAACUUGGUGUAAAAUGACUUCCGGAAUUAAGAUACGGAAGUUAAUUUCCGACAACUAUCGUGACUUACUAGUCUCCUUGGUACUUGGCUAUUGUACAAAACCAUCAAGUACUACAUCACAGAGAUCAAAUCAAGAGCAACAUCCCUGCACUUGCUUCUGCAAAUUCCACAAC
Molecule: messenger RNA, 1237 nt
Organism: Coffea arabica (coffee)
Lineage: Eukaryota; Viridiplantae; Streptophyta; Magnoliopsida; Gentianales; Rubiaceae
Source: RefSeq, a predicted model, not a curated record